GCUGGCUGGCAGUGGUAAACAGACGUCAGAAGGGAGUCUUCGCCUCGAGUCAAAACAAAACAAAACAAAACAAAACAAGAUCCAUACGAUGAAUGACUCUUCGAACAUCUGGAUCGGCUGCACGACGGAAAAGAUUGAGCCUUAAGUUUUGCGGAAACCAGCUUCCAAAAGAAAACCCGCUUUCUUUCACUUUUACAAAGGGAUUUUUUUUUUUUAACUAACCGGGGGAGUUAGCCAGCUAGGUGGCUACCUAGUUUUUUCUCACGUUAAAACUCUGGUGGCAAGUUUUGUCCGGACUGACGGCGGAAGUCAAGAUGCGAGAUUGAAUUCUUGCACUUUCAGAUAACAAGAAGUGCGCAACUUUCACUCGGAAUUAGCGGAGUGUGUACGGACGCAUUCGGCGUAGUUGCCGCGCAGGCAUCGUGUGUGUGUGUGUGUGUAGGAACAUGGCAGAUGGUGACACGCGCCUACACACAGCGUGUCGGAGCAGACACACUUGAACGAGAAUAACACGGACUGUAUUAGUUUAAUUUCGCUGUCACGUGGAAAUAAUUAAGACUCACUAGUUCACUAACAAUCUCUUGGAAAGAUCGCCUAAAAAACAAACCAACCACGUUUUCAGAUCAGUUGGCUGGAAGAAUCAGCGGGCUGCAGUAAAUGAACCUCUUCCUUGCGCUCAGAAUUGGAAUCCAGUACCAUGAAAUGACAGAUGAUUGAUUUUAACAGGCAUGAUGUUCCACGCACAGUUAUCACCUGUGAACAUUAACAUACUAUUCCUAACUGCUCAUGUACGGCAUUUUACUUUUAAACAUCAUCACAUUGCCAUAGAGUGAUGAAAACGAUCACAGUUUUAUUACAAGAGAUGUUAAAAAAUGUCUAUCACUAUAGUAAUGACUUGAUCUCAGUUGUGGAGGAUAACCAGGUGGAAAGUGAUCGGUUCAGGUGUGUGUUUAAUAUAUACAGUAUAUAUAUUAUAUAUUCUAAUAGCAUACUAGUUUACUAUUUUUUUUUCCUUCUCUUUCUGCUUUUCCCACCGGUUUAUCUUGUCAUUAACUCGAAUGUUUUAGACGUGUUUCUUUAAUUUAAAGCUGAACUCUAUAUGUUUUCAUGUUAGUCCUGUGGAUUUCCUUUGUUCUUUAUGUCAACAAAGAGACCCCCAGUGUCAGUCAGGUUUAUUUUAGCUGAGAAGAUUAUUUGUCCCCUUUAAUCUCCAAUCUGGGGAUUAAGCAGCUAUAGAUAAACAAAUACAUAUCUAUUGGUGCUCACAGAUUAUCAGGUUUCUGCCUAAUCCGCCGCAAAACAAACAAACAAACGAGUCUUCUGAAAUUAAUUUUUAAUAAUAAAUAUCUGUAGAAUACAAGUAUUCCACUGGCAUAACUUUUAAUGAUCAAACAGCAGCAUUGUUAAGUGAAAUCUAUAGGUUCUAGGCCUAAUUAAUUAUUUUACAUCUGUACUGUUAGAGGGGGGGGAAAUAGCAGGUACGUCGUUAUUUUCAGAUUGUACACUGACAGACUAUUUCCUGAAAUUGGAGUAAUUGCUCUGUACAAUGGAGACGGACAAAGCAUCUCCGAUUGACCCAGAUUUCGAGCCGCAGAGCAGACCGAGGUCUUGCACAUGGCCGCUGCCUCGGCCCGACAUUUCAGCUGUCAAAGUGGAGGCGCCAGACGGCGCGGAGUCGGCCGCGGGAACCCCGCCUACCGAGGAAGAUAAACAGGAGCCUCAGCCAAUCAUAUCCGAGCCCGAAAAAUCCACUUCCUUGGAGGGAGGAGCGAUAUCAGGAGUGGGCGGAGCCACGCCUCGAAAGGGUUCAUCCCGACGCAACGCCUGGGGGAAUCAAUCCUAUGCUGAUCUAAUAAGCCAAGCGAUUGAAAACUCCCCGGAAAAGCGACUCACUCUGGCACAGAUAUAUGACUGGAUGGUCAAAACAGUGCCGUAUUUUAAGGAUAAAGGUGACAGUAACAGUUCUGCUGGAUGGAAGAACUCAAUUCGUCACAAUUUGUCACUCCAUAACAAGUUUUUGAGAGUACACAAUGAAUCUACUGGAAAGAGCUCCUGGUGGAUGCUUAAUCCUGAAGGGGGUAAGACGGGGAAAGCCCCCCGCCGUCGUGCUGCCUCUAUGGACAAUAGCACUAAAUUGCUAAAAAGUCGUAUGCGGGCAAAGCAGACCAAGAAGCAAGCAGUAGCAGGUGGUGUUGCUGGUCCUGGCAGUGCCAUACAGGGUGAGGGCGUGUCUGGUGCUGGGAGUGCAGACAGUCCUGGGCCUCCAGGACAGUUUGGAAAGUGGGGAGUGAACAGUAGCAGCCCUUCAUCACGUGGUAGCUUGGAUGACCAAGACAUGUGGACAAACUUCAGAUCACGCACCGGUUCAGAUGCCAGCACUUUGAGUGGCAGACACUCUCCAAUUCCCCCAGUGAAAGAAGAUGAAGAUGACUUGCCUGAAGAUGGACGUCUGAGCGUGUAUCCCACUAGCAGUCUUCCACCUACACUUACUGAGACCUUAAUGGAGGAACUGGACCUAAUUGAUGGGCUUACCUUAAUGACAGCACAGCAAGGCAAUGCAAGUCCAAGCACAGCACCUCAAGCUCCACCUACUCCAUUGCCUUCUGCUUCUACACUUCUGCCCCGUGGGUCUAAUUUUACUUCAUAUCGUCAGCUGCAGCCAGUGAAGGGAUCUCAAGGACCAUCCCAGCCAGGGUCACAGAGCUCUGUUCAGCAGGCUGGGGAGUCCAACACAAGCCUCUCAAACUUUGGGAACUCUCUCUUUAACCCUCUGCCUGGUCCAGGAUCUCGGAGUGGUUUCAGCACUCAUGUGCCAUCCAGUCUUGAGGCACUCCUCACCUCUGAUUCACCCCCACCAACCGAUAUCUUGAUGACUCAAGUGGACCCUCUGAUGCCCAGCCAGGGAAGCGCUAAGCUUUUGGGCCUUGGGGACCCCAUGUCUGGCAACCAAACCAAGGCUGGUCAAAUGAUGUUGGGCAAGAGUACGGAACCUAGCCCAGUGACGCAGAUGCCCCUUCAACCUCAAUCCCAGCUACAGCCACAACAGCACUCUCAAAUGAACUUUGGCAUGAUGCUGUCUGGCAUGAGCCAGGAACUCCCACAGCUAGCAGCUAUGAAGACCCAGCAUCAAAUGCCAGGUGGUGGGUUACUUCAACAUGGAGCUGUCCCUUCUGCAUCUGGGAAUGGAGGUCUUCAGGGGAUAAGCCAAUAUGGGACACCAACUUCCUUUCUGUCCUCUCAGGAUCGGCUGCCCACAGACUUGGAUAUUGAAAUGUUUACAGAGAACCUGGACUGUGAUGUUGAAUACAUAAUCAACAGCGAUCUUAUGGAUGGAGAUAUGAGUGACUUCAACUUUGACCCCAUUGUACCAGGUGGGCAAAAUUACCCUGGGCCGGCCACCACACAGAGCUCAUCUCACAACUGGGUGCCCAGCUAACUCUGCCAAGGAUAGGUGCGGGUCAGCCCUUCAUCCCUAACCAAAUAAUGGAAUCUCACAUGAUGCAUUAAUUAAAAUGUCACCCCUUCAGUUUUUUUUUUUGCACCUCCACAUUUGCCAUUGUACCUCAAAUGCAUAAACUGUUUUGGCCGAAUAUACAAACUUUGGCCAAAAUUUUUAAGACAUUUUUGGCAACUUUUUUGGAUGAGAAAAACAAACCUUACACAAGUGCCAGUAUACACAUGGAAGUCAACUAUUAGAUACCGGACCCAGAAGAUGGAAGAGAUUGGAAGUUGAUGUUUUCUUGUCAGUGCUAUUGUUUAGGGGAAAGGAGAGAAGAAAUUACUGGUGAAGCACAACUAAUAAACUACUAAUCAAGUUUAUUAUAGUAAUGCCUAUUACUAAUACCAAAGUAGUUCAGGGCUGAGAUGGUACUUUCCCUAGAUUUGAAGACCGAACUGAUUUGACCACAAGAAUCAAACUUUGCUGAUUACUUGAGGAUCUUUCUCCACUGUUCAACACCUUAAGAAGGAAUGGAGUGAAAGUCUUCAUGCGAUUUCAAAAUCGGGCAGUGAUUACUUUGGUUGGAUCGUUUGAUCAGGCGGAGCACAACCCUGACACCAUCUGAACAUUUUCAGCAUUAAUCAGAGUUUGAAUGGGAACUGUCCCCUUGAGCCCAGAACGUCAUGGAUAUUUGGACACUUGUACUACGCUCGAGUAGUACGUUCUCAGCGGUACGAAGUGUGCUCAUAUCUUGCAUCGGAAGCAGAAUAUUUUGAGGUGGUUGAUUUAAUGAUUAUUGUAAUGAUGAUGAAUGCUUUUAGUUCAGCAUUUAUGACUCUACUCAGGAAGGUGUUUUUAUCACUUGUGUCCUAAAGAGUGAGGCCUGAGCAUCGAGUGAGAAUUUCAUAUUGAUGAUUUUGUUUUUAAAUUGCUAACAGUAUGAAGAAAUGUGAUGAUACACAGGGCAUUUUGAUUUUAACAUCGAAUUUUAAUGGUUGGGUUUCUAUGGUUUUACCACUUUGCCGACUCUAUCAAGUCGAAUGGCAUUGUGUUGUUAUCAGUGUGCCCGUUUGCAGGAUACAAUAUUUGAAGUGCGUGUGUGUGUGUGUGUGUGGGGGGGGUGUUAAGUACUUACAAGUGCUUAAAUUCAGCAGAGAGAAAACAAUCAAAAACAAAUGUUGAAUAAUUUUCAUUCAAAGGAUGAAACCGAUUGGUUAUUCAACAGAUGCUACGUAAAAUCUGCCCUUAUUUUGUAGAAUUCUGUACAGCAGUACAAAAAGGGGCAAGACGUACUUUUUCUCAGUGAUUGACUUUUUGUUAUGUAGUACUAACAAUCUUUUUGUACAAAUUUGUUAAAAGAAACCGAAAACAAUUAAAUACACUGACUCAUUUUACAUGUUUAAUUUACAUUGGGGCUAUAAUCAUGAAAGCUAUUCAUACUAAUCAGAAAGUACCUCUUUAAAAGUGCAGAAACUAUUUUUAACAGUCAUUUUCUAUGUAAUCUUUUAUUUUUGUAAAAGACGAGAUGCAUGUAGAUUUUGUACAUAACCAAAAGAACACUAAGAGGAGCACGUCAGACUGGGAUGGCUUGAGAGGAAAGUAUUGCAGCUUUUAUACAUGUUAACUUUUUAUGUCAAACAAACGGAUUGCAUGGGUGCAGUUAACAGUAUAACGAAGCACAAAUUAGAACUUGCCAUGUUGCUACGAUAUUUGGAGUAAUUAAAAAAACAACAACGAAGUAAUGAGAUCUAUCACUUUGCCAGGCAAUUUAGAAGUCAUCAAAAACAAAGUGGAUGAUGAUUAUGAUGCAAUGUCUAACUCUCAGGGUUUAAAAAAAAACAGAAUAAUGUUGAGUAAAUAAGUAAUAUUGAUUUAAAAACUUCCUGAUGGAAGCGCUAAGAUAAUCAUUGCUGAUUUUAUAAAAGUCACUCAGCCAUCAAUGGAAAUGUUUUAACAUUACGUAAGAACAGCUUAUGCUCCACCUGAAAACAAGAGGUUGUGUAACAUAUGCAUUCACCGAAUUUUGGUUAAAAAAAAAAAAAAGUUAUAAACUGCCAACAAACACUAGCAUGUUGCUCGAGAACAAACCCUGUAUCUCUAUAUGCUUUCUUUUUUUUUCUUUUUGAGCUGUUGAUGUAGAAAUGUAGUUUAUCCUUUGAUAUUUUUUCCUUUCUUUAUGUAGAUUGAACUUUGGUUUUAGAGCUGGAUAUUAUUCAUCAUUUAACGGUAAUAAUAUGAGUAUAUUAAAACAUGAACUAAUUGUUAAAGCACUCUGUUCUUGCAGAGGAUGGUUAUUUUCUCCUGUCAGUUGGUGCUAGAUAUGACAGUCAGCCAUAUUUAGAUUUAAGGGCCUUUAUUUUAUGCAGCACACGUUUAUAAAGAUAGAAAGAUAAAGUCACCGUUAUUAAUCCACAAAUAUGUUACUUUCGUAGAUCCUAAGUAACUUCAUAGAAGCAGAAAGGAGAGAUUAAGCCUCUGAACAAGGCUUUUGAGACACAUCAUGAACAUUUAUUGAAAAUCAGUCAGAUUAAAAAAAACAAAAUGGAAACAGUGUUACUUUGCUAAUCAUGAUCUGUAUUUCAGUGAACCGUUUACAUUGUUGCUCUCGUCCCUUGGGGCUGUCCUUUGUUCCUCUGAAGUUCUACACAUCUGAUGGUGUUUGGAUUGUAUGGUAAAUUUUUAUAAUGGAUUUGAGAUGAACAUCUUUACAUGAGUUUUACACAAUGUGCAAGAAAAAUUGUAAGUAAAAAUUAAAUUGAUCCGAAACGAAGUCUGAAGGUUCAAUUGCUGUUGAACGUAGAGCGUUCGGUUGAGUGGUUGAAAGUGAACAAGACUGAAUUCCCAGUAGAUGGAGUUUGAAACUUUCUACAGGAGUUUAAAGAUCUUGACGUCAGAUUACACCGCUCUCCCGUGCUUUCUCACGUUUAAUAUUAAUUUCUUUUUUCUUUCGCCCUGUUCUCCUGAAAUGGUCUGCUAAAUAUCCCAGUUGAUAAAACACUAUUUUUUUAGUUUGUGGAUAGAUGUGGUUGUUGUUGUUUUGGGGAAGGGUGUAUAAAAGUUUGGUGAGUGCUUAGCCAGGUCGUUAUAUGUGUAUUCCAUGCAUUGCUUUAUAUUCAUUAAUGUAUUUUUUUUCUUUCCCCUGUUCUUCUUUCUUUAUCGAUAAGUUAGCCAGAAGUGACUGUGAAACCAGUCAAGAAUAUCUGAAAUAAACCUAAUCAGUUUAACUCA
Messenger RNA from Neoarius graeffei (lesser salmon catfish), 6667 nucleotides. It is a transcript of the gene foxo4, whose product is annotated as forkhead box O4. The transcript is spliced from 3 exons. Gene Ontology annotation, biological process: regulation of transcription by RNA polymerase II. Lineage: Eukaryota; Metazoa; Chordata; Actinopteri; Siluriformes; Ariidae. Gene Ontology annotation, cellular component: nucleus. Gene Ontology annotation, molecular function: RNA polymerase II cis-regulatory region sequence-specific DNA binding; DNA-binding transcription factor activity, RNA polymerase II-specific. The record is from RefSeq and is a predicted model, not a curated record. The coding region runs from base 1547 to 3436 and encodes 629 amino acids.